GCCUGGCCUCUAUAGCCAUCAACUCCUGUACCGCGCACGCACCAAUAAUCAAGACAGAGAGAGACAUGGAGUUUUUUUGCCAGCACCAUUUGUUGGGUUGAAAUAUGCGUGCUCAUGCCUCCGAAGAAAUGUUUCUGGAAUUUUCCAGAAGGAAUUCCGGAAUCUGGAUCCCAGCUGGCCCACAGUUCACGGCGCGUGACUGCGGCGAGAUCCCGCCGAAGUACGGGCACCCGAUUUCGUCCGAGCUAUCACUGGGAAACUCGAGACGAGGACGUAUACGAGUCAAGUGAACAGGGAACGAGCCGGGGAACCAUUGCUUUUUGUUCCCGCAACAGAGUCACUGACACCGCUAGUAUUUUUACCCGAAAUCCCGGCAUUGUCUCACACUUCUCGCGUCAGAGGAAAUUGAUUGUUCGUUUGAGACGCCCGUGCGGUGGCUUGCCGGCAAGAGUCCGACUUCAAUAUCACACCAGAAAUAGUGAGAGCACCCAUUGCGGCUCCCACCAUGCUAUUGCUUCUGGGUCUAUAUAUAAUUUUCCAAUGUGUGGCAGGGCUUUCCCAUGACCCAUGUCCCGCCUUUAUGGAUAAUUGUCCUGAUACUCACCUUAAGAAUCACCCUAAAAGUCGCCCCAAUAGUCGCCCCAAUAGUCGCCCUAAUCGCGCGACCGCUGCGUCUAUACCGAGGCACAGAGGCUUGGCCCCAUGCACUGGUUCGUGGCCCCGUGCACAGCGAGGGAUGCGAUAUCACACCACUUUACAGAAAAUCGGCUGUUUUGGAGCGGAGCCUGGUGAUUCCAAGGCC
Messenger RNA from Metschnikowia bicuspidata var. bicuspidata NRRL YB-4993, 802 nucleotides. RefSeq lists its product as uncharacterized. The transcript has a single exon. Lineage: Eukaryota; Fungi; Ascomycota; Pichiomycetes; Serinales; Metschnikowiaceae. The record is from RefSeq and is a predicted model, not a curated record. The coding region runs from base 115 to 564 and encodes 149 amino acids.